Bacillus rossius redtenbacheri is the source of this 1197-nucleotide messenger RNA. Its product is annotated as 5-hydroxytryptamine receptor-like. NCBI's taxonomy places the organism in Eukaryota, Metazoa, Arthropoda, Insecta, Phasmatodea, Bacillidae. Gene Ontology annotation, biological process: G protein-coupled dopamine receptor signaling pathway; adenylate cyclase-activating adrenergic receptor signaling pathway. Gene Ontology annotation, cellular component: plasma membrane. The transcript is spliced from 3 exons. Gene Ontology annotation, molecular function: G protein-coupled receptor activity; dopamine neurotransmitter receptor activity, coupled via Gs. The record is from RefSeq and is a predicted model, not a curated record. Bases 44 to 1099 code for a protein of 351 amino acids.
CCUGUCGCUGGCGGUGGCGGACCUGCUCGUGGCCUGCCUGGUGAUGCCCCUGGGCGCCGUGUACGAGGUCAGCCAGCAGUGGACCCUGGGGCCGGAGCUGUGCGACAUGUGGACCUCCAGCGACGUGCUGUGCUGCACGGCGUCCAUCCUGCACCUCGUCGCCAUCGCCCUCGACAGGUACUGGGCGGUGACCAACAUAGACUACAUCCACCAGCGCACGGCGCGCCGCAUCGGCGCCAUGAUCGCGGUGGUGUGGGCGGUGGCCUUCAUGGUGUGCAUCGCGCCCAUGCUGGGCUGGAAGGACCCGGCGUGGCAGCAGCGCGUGGACCAGGACCGCCAGUGCCUCGUCAGCCAGGACGUCGGCUACCAGGUGUUCGCGACGGCGUCCUCCUUCUACCUGCCGCUCGCUGUCAUCCUGGCGCUGUACUGGCGCAUCUUCCAGACGGCGCGCAAGCGCAUCCGGCGGCGGGUGAACGCCUCGGCGGCGGCGCCCGGCGGCGUGCGCAACCCGGCGGCGGGCGGCGUGGUGGCGGGGGCGGCGGGCACCACGGGCGGCCUGGCGGCGGCCGUCGUCACCGUCAUCGGCCGGCCGCUGCCCACCAUCUCCGAGGCCACCACCACCACCACCACGGCCUUCACCAACGUGUCCUCCGCCAACACCAGCCCCGAGAAGCCGUCGCUCGCCAACGGCGUGGAGGUAGACGCCCCCACCGUCACCGACUGCGGCCUCGCGUCCUACCCGCCGCCGCCGCCGCUGCACCACCACUUCCCCGCGCGCAGGAAGGUCAAGGACCCCGCCGACUCGAAGCGCGAGCGCAAGGCGGCCAAGACGCUGGCCAUCAUCACCGGCGCCUUCGUGGUGUGCUGGCUGCCCUUCUUCAUCCUCGCCAUCCUGCUGCCCGUGUGCCAGGCGUGCCACUUCAACGAGUACAUGGUGUCGUUCUUCCUGUGGCUCGGCUACUUCAACUCCACGCUCAACCCCAUCAUCUACACCAUAUUCAGCCCCGAGUUCCGGCACGCCUUCAAGCGCAUCCUGUACGGCCGGCGCGGCAAUCUGCGGCGGCGCAACCGGCGUCUGGGCGUGCGGUACCUGCAGUGAGCGCCAUCUUGUUCUCUCGGUCGAGAUCAACGACCGGCGCGCCUGCAGUGAGCGCCAUCUUGUUCUCUCGGUCGAGACCAACGACCGGCGCGCCUGCA